Messenger RNA from Dromiciops gliroides (monito del monte), 5224 nucleotides. It is a transcript of the gene DMBT1, whose product is annotated as deleted in malignant brain tumors 1. The record is from RefSeq and is a predicted model, not a curated record. Gene Ontology annotation, cellular component: membrane. The transcript is spliced from 33 exons. Lineage: Eukaryota; Metazoa; Chordata; Mammalia; Microbiotheria; Microbiotheriidae. Bases 54 to 4565 code for a protein of 1503 amino acids.
GGAGCAUAUAAAUUUCCAAGUGUCUUUCUUGAGAUUGACAGGGACCCAGCAAAAUGGGCAUCUCCAUGUUCCUGGGGGUAUGGCUGUUAUGGUGCCAACUUCUAUAUGCAGGAACUACUGCAGAUACCACAAAUGCUGACUCAUUUAGCAUUGUGGGAACAACAGAUACUCCAGUGUCUACCAGUUUGCCUCUGAGACUAGUCAAUGGAGAAAACAGGUGUCAGGGGCGAAUUGAGGUUCUGUACCAAGGAUACUGGAGUACUGUUUGUGAUGAUGGCUGGGACGUAACAGAUGCCAACGUCGUCUGUAGGCAGCUUAACUGUGGCUAUGCAGUGUCAGCCCCAGGAGGUGCCCGAUUUGGUCAAGGCUCUGGAAACAUUCUCCUAGAUGGGGUGCAGUGCUCAGGGACAGAGUCCUACCUGUCCAAUUGCCUUCACCAUGGGUUCUAUAACCAUGAAUGUGGCCACAGGGAAGAUGCUGGAGUUAUUUGCUCUCACUCAGAAACAACAACCGAUUCAAGUUUUUCCUGGAGCAGGGAACCAACAUUCUAUGAAAUAAGAACUACAGACUUUCCAACUACUGAGUCACCUUUAGCCACAACAACAUAUGGAACAGAUUCUGGACUGGCCUUGACACUGGUGAAUGGAGGAGACAGAUGCCAGGGUCGAGUUGAAAUGCGGUACCAAGGAUCCUGGGGCACUGUUUGUGAUGACAGCUGGGAUUUGAACGAUGCCAAUGUUGUCUGCAGGCAGCUGGGUUGUGGAUAUGCAGUGUCAGCUCCAGGAAGUGCCCGAUUUGGUCAGGGCACUGGCAACAUUGUCUUGGAUGAUGUGAGUUGCUCUGGGUCUGAAUUCUACCUGUGGAACUGCCGCCACAGUGGGUGGCUCUCCCACAACUGUCAGCACACUGAGGAUGCCAGUGUCAUCUGCUCAGCCAGUACAUCAGAUCCACCCAACCAUGGAACAACAGUCUUUCCAACUACUCCGUCACCUUUACACACAACAGAAGCCAGUACAUCAAUUCCAUCUACCACUGGAAGAGCUGACUUUCCAACCACUCAGUUACCUGUAUACACAACUUAUGGAACAGAUUCUGGACUGGCCUUGACACUGGUGAAUGGAGGAGAAAGAUGCCAGGGUCGAGUUGAAGUGCAGUACCAAGGAUCCUGGGGCACUGUUUGUGAUGACAGCUGGGAUUUGAACGAUGCCAACGUUGUCUGCAGGCAGCUGGGUUGUGGAUAUGCAGUGUCAGCUCCAGGAAGUGCCCGAUUUGGUCAGGGCACUGGCAACAUUGUCUUGGAUGAUGUGAGUUGCUCUGGGUCUGAAUCCUACCUGUGGAACUGUCCCCAUAGAGGCUGGCUUUCCCACAACUGCAACCAUGGUGAGGACGCCAGUGUCAUCUGCUCAGAAGCCAGUACAUCAAUUCCACCUGCCACUGGAGCAACAGAAUUUCCAACUCCUCAGACACCUUUCUCCACUGCCAUAUAUGGAACAGAUUCUGGACUGGCCUUGACACUGGUGAAUGGAGGAGAAAGAUGCCAGGGUCGAGUUGAAGUGCAGUACCAAGGAUCCUGGGGCACUGUUUGUGAUGACAGCUGGGAUUUGAACGAUGCCAACGUUGUCUGCAGGCAGCUGGGUUGUGGAUAUGCAGUGUCAGCUCCAGGAAGUGCCCGAUUUGGUCAGGGCACUGGCAACAUUGUCUUGGAUGAUGUGAGUUGCUCUGGGUCUGAAUCCUACCUGUGGAACUGUCCCCAUAGAGGCUGGCUUUCCCACAACUGCAACCAUGGUGAGGACGCCAGUGUCAUCUGCUCAGAAGCCAGUACAUCAAUUCCACCUACUACUGAAGCCAGUACAUCAAUUCCACCUACUACUGAUUCUGGACUGGCCUUGACACUGGUGAAUGGAGGAGAAAGAUGCCAGGGUCGAGUUGAAGUGCAGUACCAAGGAUCCUGGGGCACUGUUUGUGAUGACAGCUGGGAUUUGAACGAUGCCAACGUUGUCUGCAGGCAGCUGGGUUGUGGAUAUGCAGUGUCAGCUCCAGGAAGUGCCCGAUUUGGUCAGGGCACUGGCAACAUUGUCUUGGAUGAUGUGAGUUGCUCUGGGUCUGAAUCCUACCUGUGGAACUGUCCCCAUAGAGGCUGGCUUUCCCACAACUGCAACCAUGGUGAGGAUGCCAGUGUCAUCUGCUCAGAAGCCAGUACAUCACUUCCACCUACCACUGAAGCUGCUUCAACAAUUUCACCCACCAUAGAUUCUGGUCUGUCCUUGACACUGGUGAAUGGAGGAGAAAGAUGCCAGGGUCGAGUUGAAGUGUGGUACCAAGGAUCCUGGGGCACUGUUUGUGAUGACGAGUGGGAUUUGAGCGAUGCCAAUGUUGUCUGCAGGCAGCUGGGCUGUGGAUAUGCUGUGUCAGCUCCAGGAAGUGCCCGGUUUGGUCAGGGCACUGGCAGAAUUGUCCUGGAUAAUGUGCGGUGUUCUGGGUCUGAAUUUUACCUGUGGAACUGUCCCCAUAAUGGGUGGCUUUCCCACAACUGUAACCAUGGUGAGGACGCCAGUGUCAUCUGCUCAGAAGCUGCUUCAACAAUUUCACCCACCACGAGUUGGUGGCAUCCAACAACCACAGAUGUGAGUCCUCCUACUUGUGGCGGCUUCUUUUUGAAUGCCUCUGGGUCAUUUACAAGUCCUUCAUAUCCUUCAUUCUACCCAAACAAUGUCAACUGCGUCUGGGAGAUAGAAGUGAAUUACACUUCCAGGAUAAAUCUGGGCUUCAAUUACCUGCAGCUGGAGGCACACAAUUCUUGUAAUUAUGAUUAUAUUGAAAUCUUUGAUGGAUCACCAAAUGGUUUGUUACUGGGGAAACUCUGCAACCAAACCCAGCAAAUAUUUACCUCCUCCUCCAACCGAUUGACUGUUCGCUUUGUCAGUGAUGUCAGUAUCCAAAACACAGGAUUUUCUGCUUGGUUUAACUCUUUUCCAAGAGAUGCAGCCUUGAGGCUGGCAAACUCAUCUGAUUACUGCUCUGGUCGUGUUGAAGUUUAUCACAAUGGAUGGUGGGGGACAGUUUGUGAUGACAGCUGGAGCUUACAAGAUGCUCAAGUGGUCUGCCGACAGUUAGGGUGUGGAACAGCCAUUUUGGCCCCAGGAAAUGCCUACUUUGGUAAAGGGUCUGGGCCCAUCACCCUGGAUGAUGUGAGGUGUAGAGGGAACGAAUUAAAUCUCUGGCAGUGUCAGAAUAAUGGCUGGUUUGCCCAUAACUGUGGUCACCAGGAAGAUGCCGGUGUCAUCUGCUCAGGUCAUUAUACAACUCCAGUCUAUCCUCAAUAUACAACUCCAGUCUAUCCAUAUUAUACAACUCUAGUCUACCCAACAAGCACAACUGCAGCAGCACCCUUUUCUUGUGGAGGAUUCCUUUCCCAAUCCUCGGGAAUCAUUUCCAGCCCAAAUUACCCUGGGAACUAUCCAAACAGAGCUGAUUGUGUCUGGGAUAUUGAAGUCUCAAACAACUACCGUGUGACCAUAGUAUUUGAAUAUGUACAGCUAGAAGGAGGAUGUAACUAUGAUUAUAUUCAAGUAUAUGAUGGGCCUUACCAGACAUCCCCAUUAAUUUCACGAGUUUGCGAUGGAGGAAGAGGUUCCUUUACAUCAACAUCAAACUUCAUGUCCAUUCGAUUCAUCACCGAUGGCAGUGUCACCAGAAGAGGAUUCCAGGCUCAGUACUAUUCCACAGCAUAUGAUGAUGGCACCUCUCUAACAUGCUUACCAGAAAAAAUGAGAGCCACCAUCAGUAAAAGUUAUCUCCAGGUUCUGGGCUAUCACUCAUUGAAUUUUCUCUUAUAUAAUUCAUCCUGUUGGCCUAUGGAAAACUCCAGCUAUUUUGUAUUUGAUAUACCAUAUAAUGGCUGUGGGACAGUAGAAACCAUAAACAAUGAUACUAUCAACUAUAGCAAUGUCCUUAUAGCAAAUCUACCUAGUCAACCCAAUGGUGUGAUCACAAGACAGAGAGGUCUCCGCUUGCAUGUUAGCUGCAAAAUGCUUAGAAACACCUGGGUAGAAACGAUGUUUGUUACUAAUGAGACUGCUGAAAUCAAAGAAAUCCAGUAUGGCAGUUUCCAUGUGGACAUCUCUUUCUUUGAAUCCUCUUCUUUCUUCUCACCUGUGAAUGGUACACCAUAUGUUGUACAAUUAAACCAGCCCUUGUACUUUCAAGCAGAAAUCCACCACUCUGAUUCCAACUUGGCACUUUUUGUGGACACCUGCAUAGCAUCCCCAAGUGCAAAUGAUUUCAGGACCUUGACUUAUGAUUUAAUCAGGAAUGGGUGCACAAGGGACAACACCUAUUUGACAUACUACUCACCAUACCCACAUCAAGUUCGUUUUGGAUUCAGAUCCUUUGCCUUCCUGGAGAGAUAUCCAUCUGUUUACCUGCAGUGUAAAUUGGUGGUGUGUCAGGCCUUUGAUUAUUCUUCACGAUGCUACAGAGGAUGUGUAACAAGGUCCAAAAGAGAUACAAGUUCCUAUCAGGAGAAAGUGGAUGUUGUUUUGGGGCCAUUCCAACUUCAGAAAUAAGAAGCAAAAGACUAAAAUCGGAUUGAACUGUUGCAGAUGUUGAUGACUGGACUGAGUGAAUCCCACCCAGGAGGGUUCUAACCCCCUCGCUGUCUCUGCUGUUGCCUUCCUUGUAGUGUGUUUGCAGCCUUUGUUUUGAAGAAAAAGAAGAAACCCUAACUAAGGGUCUUUCCCUCCCAGAUUGAUUUUUUUUUUUGAGUAGGAAAAAGAGUCUAUCUUUUCCUGGAGAGGUCUCUUUUCCAUAAUAUUUGAAGAUCAUAGUCUGUCUGUCUCCCUUUUUGGCACCAUCCUUGGCAAGUCAUGCAGUCCAAGAAAAGUCACAUUCAAGAAAUCAGCAUGAAUAUGCCCUAUGGAUUGUGCUGUGAUUCGGUUUACAUUGGCGUAAUUGAGCUGGGGGUUGGGAGUGGGGCAGGGUGGUUGUGAGUUCCCAAUGUUGUUCAGAUUUGUUUGAAAUAUUAAGCAGUUGAUUAAAAAAAUGAAACAGUUGCCAGCGUAAAGAAAUUCUGUAUAAAAUUUGAUUUAAAAAGUCCAGAUAGAAGGGAAAUUUCUGCUAGAUAGGAUUUCUUAUGUUUGGGUAUGCAUUUGGAAAAAAAUAUUAAAAAUGGAAAACUAAUGUGGAACCCUUAAUACAAAUAAUAGCCUUAUUUAGGGAAAUUAUA